GCGCUGACGCGCGGGCGGGGCGCGCGGCCAGGGCCUCGUCGGCGGCGGGGGGAGCGGGCCGGGCCCGCGGCCGCACCAUGUCCGCCUGCCACGGCUGCGCCGCCGCCGCCCGCCUGCUGGGCUCCACGCUGCCCUCCGCGCGGAGAGGUAUCACUUGUGGUCGUACACGCAUCCCUGUUUUAGGAAAACUUGGGACUUUUGAAACUUGUUCUCUCAAACGAAUUCCUCUUAGAAACUUCUCAGAAACACCAGCUUAUUUUGCUUCAAAGGAUGGUGCAAGCAAGGAUGGUUCUGGAGAGGGAAGCAAGAAGUCUGUCGGUGAGGGGGUUGGUAAAAAGUCAAGCUCUGGAAGCUCUGGGAAAGGAGGGAACCAGCUGCGCUGCCCGAAGUGCGGUGACUUGUGCACACACGUGGAGACCUUUGUGUCUUCCACCCGUUUUGUGAAGUGUGAAAAGUGUCACCAUUUCUUUGUUGUGCUGUCAGAGGCAGACACAAAAAAGAGCAUCAUUAAAGAGCCCGAGUCAGCAGCAGAAGCUGUGAAAUUGGCAUUCCAGCAGAAGCCACCACCUCCACCGAAAAAGAUUUAUAACUACCUCGACAAAUACGUUGUUGGUCAGUGUUUUGCCAAGAAGGUGCUCUCAGUUGCUGUGUACAAUCAUUACAAGAGAAUCUACAAUAAUAUCCCAGCCAACCUGAGACAGCAAGCAGAAGUUGAGAAGCAGACUUCUUUAACACCCAGAGAAUUAGAAAUCAGAAGACGGGAGGAUGAGUACAGAUUUACAAAACUGCUGCAGAUUGCUGGAAUCAGUCCACAUGGAAAUGCUUUGGGAGCAUCGAUGCAGCAACAAAUGAACCAGCAGAUACCUCAGGAAAAACGGGGAGGAGAAGUUCUAGAUUCACCCAAUGAUGACAUAAAACUUGAAAAAAGUAAUAUUUUGCUGCUUGGACCAACUGGAUCAGGUAAAACCUUGCUGGCUCAGACUCUAGCUAAAUGCCUAGAUGUACCUUUUGCUAUCUGUGAUUGCACCACCUUGACUCAGGCUGGCUAUGUUGGUGAAGACAUUGAAUCUGUCAUUGCAAAACUCCUGCAAGAUGCCAACUACAACGUGGAAAAAGCUCAGCAAGGAAUUGUUUUUCUGGAUGAAGUAGAUAAGAUUGGCAGCGUUCCUGGUAUUCACCAGUUACGGGACGUUGGAGGAGAAGGGGUUCAACAAGGCUUGUUAAAAUUACUAGAAGGCACAAUAGUAAAUGUUCCAGAAAAGAAUUCUCGUAAACUACGUGGAGAAACGGUGCAGGUUGACACAACCAACAUCCUUUUUGUAGCUUCUGGUGCUUUUAAUGGUCUUGACAGAAUUAUCAGCAGGAGGAAAAAUGAAAAAUAUCUAGGCUUUGGGACACCAGCUAACAUGGGGAAAGGCAGAAGGGCUGCAGCAGCAGCUGAUCUUGCAAAUAUAAGUGGAGAGUCAGAUCCUCAUGAAGACAUUGAAGAAAAGGAUCGUUUGCUGCGCCACGUGGAAGCCAGGGAUCUGAUUGAGUUUGGCAUGAUCCCUGAGUUUGUGGGACGUUUGCCUGUGGUGGUUCCUCUGCACAGCCUAGAUGAGAAAACCCUCGUACGGAUUCUUACAGAGCCACGAAAUGCUGUGGUCCCUCAAUACCAGGCACUGUUCAGCAUGGAUAAGUGUGAAUUAAAUGUAACUGAAGAUGCAUUGAAAGCUAUAGCCAGACUGGCCUUGGACAGAAAAACUGGUGCAAGAGGUCUUCGGUCUAUAAUGGAAAAGCUGUUGCUGGAGCCCAUGUUUGAAGUGCCCAAUUCUGACAUUGUAUGCGUGGAAGUUGACAAAGAUGUUGUAGAAGGCAAAAAAGAGCCAGGAUACAUUAGGGCUCCCACUAAAGAUUCAUCUGAAGAAGAAUAUGACUCUGGAGUUGAGGAGGAAGGCUGGCCUCGACAAGCAGAUGCUGCAAACCAUUAAAUACUGUCAGAAUGGUCGCCCAAGCACACUUGGUUAUUCCCUUUCCGAUUGCCUCUGGCUUCAGUCUGAUCCUUAAAAGGCAUUGGAUCUAUCUCGGAUAGGCUACGUGAUGAGGAACUUUAUUAGCUAAAUCAGAUUGUGUAUUUUAUUGCAACAUCCCGUUGAUUCAUUUGAUGGACAUUGUGGGGACUUGGAUGGCAUAAUGUUCAAAUAUGAAUUGUAUAUGACACUUGUUCAAUUAAAAUGUAUAGCAAAUAGAGCAGUACCUGGGUUGCUCUUUCUAGGAGCUAAACCAGCAAUGCAGGUGCUGCCCAUAGUUAGAUUUUACAAUAAUGUUACUCUACAAAUGGGAAAUCAAGAUUAAUAGUUCGUGGAGGGUGAGUAAAGGAUCAGCUCCUCAUACGACCCACAGGGGCUGCGUUCAGGUCAGUGUUAGAUUUCUGCUGGUGUUUGAAACUCGGUGGGUGCUGGAGUGAUUGUUACAUUUUGGGGAAGGGGAGGAAGGGAAGUCCUUGCAACAGGAUUUCGGGAAAAAUGGGACGCACUCGGUGACACUGCUGGGAGAUUUUGCUAAAAUGUGACACUAGUUUGUUACAGUCGUUUGAAUGCAAUAUCAGAUAAUAAUACCCUUUCCUUCACCUCCUCUUUGGGAGUCGGUUUCAGUCACCUUAAAUACUGCAAUAGAAGGGGAAGUCAGCAAUUUGCUCAUUUUUCCAGAAAGUUAAACAGGAUUUCUGGGAAAGUGAUAAGCCAUCUGAAUUGGGACAAAAAGUCAACAUAAAUUUUUAAAUAUUAAUGUUCUAAUAUAGUACAUUUUGUUUAACGUAUUGGAACUAUCAUGCAUCAAUUUUUUGGUGCCAGGUAUUUGCCCAGCCUAUCUUAAUAAUGUUAAGAGAUGAAAGAAGUAAAUGUAUAAUAUUUUUGAUGUAAUCAGUAGUGAUUGUUCACAUGACACAGUGCUUUUUAAGUUAUAUGCUCAAGUGCUAGUAUUGCAUCUUGUGGUUUUGUUGUUGAUUUUCUUAGUCUCACUGCAAAGCAAUCCUCCCUCUUCUGUUCUACACCAAACUUAAUUCAAUCCUUUAGGAAAGUCUAUGUGAAAAACACUAAAGGACCUGUAUGUCUUUGAUUUGUUUCAGGAAUUAAAAGUGUUGCUUACAACUUUGUUUUGUCCUUUAGUGAUACACGGACUUAAAUUUCAUGUUCACCUUUUUCUGAAAUUUUAACUAUAUUUAAAUAAAACUUUCCUCAUUCUUUCCAGACCAGUGGCUGUUUUAGGACAGGCAGGAGACUGUAGAUGUGUUGCCCCUAUUUUGAUUGUUAACUUUUGUCACGUACGUUUCAUGGAAUUCUUGUGCUUUCCUAGCAGUGAUGUGACCUGCAGCUGUAGCCCUAUUCCCGUAGGAAUUCAGGGUUUUUUUUCCACAUGAAAUGACCCACUAAUAGUUUGGGGGAAAAACUGCUUUCAGAAUUGAGGGUAUUUCCAAGAGAAGCUCAGUCUCCUCAGAUUGGGAACCUGGGGUGAACUACGUGUAACUGCAUCCUCACUUUCCUUUUUGUAGAGUGAAAAAAAACCCAAAGUAACAGCUUUUAAUUCCUUUAAUCCUUUUUUAAACGGAUUGAAAAAAAAAAACAAACAACCAACCCACAAAAACCAACAAACCCCGUAUUUUAGGCCAAACUGUUCAACAACUUAGUUUUGAAAGUUGUUUGGAAUUCUGUAACCGAGAACUGUUUUUAAGGAAACAAAAUGCUGUGUAACUACAGUUUGUACUUCACCUGCGGCGUUUGAAUAAAACAAAGCGAAAUAUCCAAGCA
Apus apus (common swift) is the source of this 3785-nucleotide messenger RNA. RefSeq names its product caseinolytic mitochondrial matrix peptidase chaperone subunit X (gene CLPX). Bases 78 to 1970 code for a protein of 630 amino acids. The transcript has 14 exons. The record is from RefSeq and is a predicted model, not a curated record. Gene Ontology annotation, biological process: protein folding; protein catabolic process; proteolysis. Gene Ontology annotation, cellular component: mitochondrial matrix. NCBI's taxonomy places the organism in Eukaryota, Metazoa, Chordata, Aves, Apodiformes, Apodidae. Gene Ontology annotation, molecular function: ATP hydrolysis activity; ATP binding; zinc ion binding.